Molecule: messenger RNA, 2693 nt
Organism: Athalia rosae (coleseed sawfly)
Lineage: Eukaryota; Metazoa; Arthropoda; Insecta; Hymenoptera; Athaliidae
Product: fatty acyl-CoA reductase 1-like
Exons: 4
Coding region: 276-1799 (507 amino acids)
Biological process (GO): long-chain fatty-acyl-CoA metabolic process
Cellular component (GO): peroxisome
Molecular function (GO): alcohol-forming very long-chain fatty acyl-CoA reductase (NADP+) activity
Source: RefSeq, a predicted model, not a curated record
CGUUUCGCUUAACGUAAUCACGUAUACGAUGAUGUUUUCGGCCCGCGUACUUUCGCCGUCGUGUCGUUUCCCUUUCCCACUCCGAUAAUCCGAACAUCGCCACUAUUACGGGACACCGCACUUAAACUCCCAUUGAUGAACGCCGCGUCGACACAACGUGCGAACAUUGAGCUGCCGACAGUCGGAACGACAACGCGCCGCGAGGACGGAACACGUUCGAAGAGUCGAGGAAACGGAUAAAAGUCUAACGAGGAAAUACCGCGACCGCAAACGGCAUGUCGGGUGCAUCCGAAAUCCGCGAAUGGUACCGCGGUAGGGCCGUUUUCAUAACCGGUGCCACGGGUUUCAUGGGCAAGGUAUUGGUAGAAAAGCUGUUGCGCUCGUGUCCGGACGUGGGACCGCUCUACGUCCUCGUUCGGGAGAAAAAGGAGGUCCUCUCUAUGGACCGCGUCGAGGAUAUGGUGACGUCCUAUCUGUUCGACGAGUUGCGCGCGGCCGGCGUUAAUCCGAGGGACAGAAUCGUCACGGUCCCCGGGGACGUGGGACUCCCCGACUUGGGAAUAUCGGCGGAGGACAGGCGGGUACUGCGGGAAACGGUUUCCGUGGUGUUUCACGUCGCGGCUACCGUGAGGUUCGACGAACACAUGAGACUGGCGGUAGCCAUGAACCUCGAGGGCACAAGGGCUGUGCUAAAUUUGUGCCAGGGAAUGACCAACCUAGCGGCGGUCGUUCACGUAUCGACCGCCUACGCUAAUUGCAAUCUUUCGACAAUCGAAGAACGCGUCUACCCGCCACCGGCCGAUCCCGAUAAAGUUACGCAGUACGUCAGCGGACUCGACGACGACGCUCUCGAUUUCAUUACUCCCAGACUGAUAUCGGGUCACCCGAACACAUAUACUUUUACAAAAGCUCUGGCCGAGGAUCUGGUAUCGAAAUGGUCGAAAUCGUUGCCAAUAGUGAUAGUUCGUCCUUCCAUCGUGUCGGCAUCCUGGAAGGAACCGCAGCCCGGAUGGGUGGACAAUUUCAACGGACCGACCGCCCUGGUCGUUGGCACGGGAAAAGGACUUUUGAAAACGAUGUACGGACGGGACAACAUAUCGGUCGAUCUGAUACCAGUCGACGUUUGCAUAAACGCGUUCAUAGCUGCAGCUUGGGAGAUGGGGUCGAGAAAGAGUGGUAAAUUAAAAUCGGACGUGUUGGUGUACAAUUGCGUCUCGAGUCCGUUCAAACCGCUCACCUGGAAUGGAUUCAUAAAUUUCAUGUCUCCCUACCUGGUGAAGUACGCUAUGAACGACGCCUUCAUGGCCCCCGAAAUGACCAUGACGACGUCGAGGGUGAAGCACGUGUUGACCAAUUUUGCUUAUCAAGCCGUACCCGCUACCAUAGCGGACUUUUUCAUAUGGUUCUCGGGGGGGCAGCCGAAGUUCAAGCGGUAUCAAUCGAAAUUGAAUCAGAUGGUGGCGAUGCUGGAAUUUUUCACGUCCCACGAGUGGGUGUUCCGCGGCAACAAUCUUCAACAGUUGAAUUCGAAAUUGAGCGCGUCCGAUCGGGAACGGUUCGAUUUCGACAUGACGAAAAUGGACUGGGACAGCUACGCUUCGAGUUAUUACCUCGGUAUCAGGAGAUACGUAAUUAAAGAGAAGGACGCUACGAUACCCGCAGCUCAGAACAGGAUAAAAAAAUUAAGAAUUAUGACCGCGGCUGUGAAGACCGGACUUUUUGCUACCGUCGUUAUUUGGCUAUUGAAAUAUUACGUCGCGGCCAAAUUGUCGAGCCGAGCCAACGCUGGUCAAUUUUAAUGAUAUUUCACGUGCUCGUCUAUUGCAGUAUUUUCAUUGAAAUAAUUAGCAUUGUGCGCGCGCUCCACUUCGUUUUCUUGUUACUUUGACUUGGGACGAUAAUUAUUCUCGCAUAUACUCAUGUACAUAAAUUAUACGUCGUACGAGUAGAGCAAAUAUUAGCUAAGUAAGUAAAUUUUUAUGCCGUAGGUAUACAAUAAUGGUUGUAUGCGGCGGUCCAAAAUCUAAGUACCUAUAAACUUCGUUUCCGUCGAAAUUGAUUGAUCAACUACGAUGCCCUCGGUUAGACGUGCGGUGUUCAUGCGCGAUGCGCGCAUCGCAUUAUUCGUUGUUUACUUUCAAAAUACGCGUUAGUUCGAUAUUACCGAAUCCUGCAUAUAUGACGUUACGUAUACCUAAUGAGCAUACCUACUUUUGUUUACACGUCGCCUGCACUCGCGUUCGUCUUACCGGAGUAGAUAUCUCGUGAUUCUGGUUUUGUCUUGAAAAAGAGCCGGGUCUCAUUCGGUUUCGUUUCGUCUCUUUGCCGCGCUGCAGACUCGAAAAUUCCAACUCCCAAAUAAUGUUUCCGUAUCCUAGCGUACUUCGAGUUUACAUAAGAAUCAAGGAAACUAAGAAUUAGAAAUAUUUUGAAAAAACACAAAACCAACAAGCAAAAUCAGGUAUGCUAAUCAAACUUACCCGCUAAUUCUCAAGUGUUAUUAAUUUAUUAAUUUCUUAAUUUUUAGUGACGUUAUCUAUGAAAAAAAGGUGCGAAAUCCUUACCAUAGAAAUCAUAAGUAUAGUUUUACGAAUGAGUCAUUGUACAUCGGCUAGUUCAAGGCUAAAAGAUCCAAAGAGAUCCUUCAAUUAUCAUUGUAACCAUUUUAGGAAUAAAGUUCGUAGAAAAACUUA